AUAUUGUGUAAUUGUUCUUGUUGAAGAGAGAACAUUUUUGAGCUUCUCGGAUAACUUAUAAUCUCAGCAAAAUAAUUGGACCUCUGUCAAGACAAAACAUACUCCAUUAUUUUAUUCUUAUCCUUUCCAAUAAAGCUGUUUUAUGCCAAAUAUCUGAAAAUCACUUCAUGUUUUUUUAAUCUGACACCACACUCCCCUUUUAAAUAUUUGUAAAUUCGGUCAUUUUUUUGAGAAAUCUGAGACAAACCCAGUUCCCGUGACACUAUUUUCUUGUCUUUAGAACCGGAAAGAAAACUGCAGAAUUGGAUCUUCAUUCUUGCCAUUAAUGGAGAAUGUUCUGUUCUUGAGCUAAGGUUUAAUUUUUAUGGCUGUGAUUUAUUUUCGUUCUUGUUCAAAAAAUUGGAGAAAUUUUGAUUAGUUGGAUUGGCAGUGAAGCUUCUAUAUUCGAUCAAUUAAUGGGAUUUCAAAUCUCAUUAUUCUUCGUCUUACUACUAGUGUUUUCCACAUCAAUUUUGGCACAAGAUUUGGACGAUGCAAGACUUGUCAUCGAUGCAAACACAACUAUUGCUGAAACAGACGACAAUUAUAUAUGUGCUACUAUUGAUUGGUGGCCUCAUGAUAAGUGUAACUAUAACCAAUGCCCGUGGAAUUUUUCAUCUGUUAUAAAUCUUGAUUUGUCCCACCCUUUUCUUGCCAAUGCCAUUCAAGCUUUCAAGAAUUUGAGAUUAAGACUUGGUGGUUCUUUGCAAGAUCAAGUACUUUAUGAUGUGGGGAAUUUAAAGACUCCAUGCAAACAAUUUGGGAAGGAUAAAUCUGGGUUAUUUGGAUUUUCCAAGGGAUGCUUACAUAUGAAAAGAUGGGAUGAGCUGAAUAAAUUUUUCAAGAGGACUGGAGCUGUGGUGACAUUUGGCUUGAAUGCAUUACAUGGGAGGCAUCAUUCUGGAAGAGGUUCUUGGAAGGGAGAUUGGGAUUCCAGCAAUGCUCACGAUUUCAUUAAAUACACUAUCUCCAAGGGUUAUCGAAUCGAUUCUUGGGAAUUUGGUAACGAGUUGUCUGGCAAGGGAGUAGGUGCAAGUGUUGGUGCCAAGCAGUAUGGAAAAGAUUUAAUACAUCUAAAUUCUAUCAUAGACGAAUUGUAUACAAACUUCGAGCCAAAACCUAUUCUCUUGGCACCAGGAGGGUUCUAUGAUAAGUCGUGGUUUGAACAGCUACUUCAGGUUUCAGGUCCACGUGUUGUUAAUGCUUUGACACAUCACAUAUAUAAUUUGGGUCCAGGGAAUGAUCACAAUCUCAUUAAAAAAAUCCUGGAUCCUGAUCACUUGAAUAAAAUAUCAGCCACAUUCAGAAAUCUUUCGCUCACCAUUCGAAUGAAUGGUCCUUGGGCUUCUGCUUGGGUUGGCGAAUCAGGUGGUGCCUACAACAGUGGCGGUCCUAAUGUAUCUGACACAUUUGUUGACAGCUUUUGGUAUCUAGAUCAGCUCGGGAUGGCGGCCAAGUACGAUACUAAAGUAUAUUGCAGGCAAACUUUUAUUGGUGGAAACUAUGGGCUUCUUAAUGCAAGUACAUUUGUUCCAAAUCCUGAUUUUUACAGUGCACUUCUCUGGCAUCGGCUUAUGGGAAAAGGAGUUCUCGAUGUUAACGGCCAUAGAUCCUCGUAUUUGCGCUCGUAUGCUCAUUGUUCAAAAGAAAGAGCUGGUGUAACUUUACUUCUGAUCAAUCUAAGCAAUCAAACUACGUUCAAAGUUGACGCCAAAUGCACUGGCAAUACAGAACUGCACUUGAAAGAGAGAGUCGAUAACAGGAAAAUGUAUUUUGCUCACGGUCUUAAGAGGUCGUUUUCUUGGAUCGGAAACAAAGCAUCAGAUGAAAGAUUAUUCCGAGAAGAAUAUCAUUUAACUCCAGAGGCUGAGAACCUUCAAAGCAAAAUCAUGUUGCUGAAUGGACAGGCACUGCAACUCACUGAAAGAGGAGACGUCCCAAAUUUAUCUCCAGUUCGUCGUGGUAUAAAUUCUCCCAUAAAUAUUACUCCUUUAUCCAUCAAGUUCAUAGUAUUUCCCAACUUCAACAGUCCUGGGUGUAAAUAGAGUCAGUAGAUCAGUUCAUAUCUGUUUACCACAAGAUGUAUCAGAUUGCUUUAUUCUCUAUUGCAGAUUGUUGCCAAUUUAUUUUUUAGGAACAAUAAUGCAAUUAAUGUAGGGACAUAUAUCCCACAUAUGGAAGACAUUUGAAUUAUAUGUAUUCUUAUUUAAGGGCAUUUAGUACGAUCUAUUCGAUGAGCAUCUCCGGAAUGUACGUUCUAAAUUGAAUAGAAGGCGUUACUACCUGUUGUGAUCAAUACACAGAGGAAGCCGAAUGGAGAUUUUCAAGGA
Olea europaea var. sylvestris is the source of this 2369-nucleotide messenger RNA. Its product is annotated as heparanase-like protein 1. The coding region runs from base 456 to 2084 and encodes 542 amino acids. Lineage: Eukaryota; Viridiplantae; Streptophyta; Magnoliopsida; Lamiales; Oleaceae. The transcript is spliced from 10 exons. Gene Ontology annotation, cellular component: membrane; plant-type cell wall. Gene Ontology annotation, molecular function: beta-glucuronidase activity. The record is from RefSeq and is a predicted model, not a curated record.